Molecule: messenger RNA, 1795 nt
Organism: Gastrolobium bilobum
Lineage: Eukaryota; Viridiplantae; Streptophyta; Magnoliopsida; Fabales; Fabaceae
Exons: 4
Source: RefSeq, a predicted model, not a curated record
AUGCGAGUCAAUGAUGAGCAAGUUACAUUCAAUGUACUCAAAGCUAUGAAGUAUCCUGAUCAAGUGGAAGAAUGCGCUAGCAUGGAUACUAUUGAUGCAGUUCUGCUACAGCAACUCAAGCAGCAAACAGAGAUAGAACCACUGAACGUUGCUAUAGCAGAGGAAUGUGCAAACGAUGAAGAUAAAAUGAAGGAGUGCCUUGCAUGGGUGGAUUCCCAACCAAUAAGGCCAUACAAAGAAAGACACUUUGAAUCUCUUGGAGAAAGAGUGAUAAAGAUACUCAAGCCAUCCAUAGAAGAACCUCCAAUCCUUAAGCUCAAACCCCUGCCCCAACAUCUUAAAUAUGCAUACUUAGGAGAUGAAAAUACUUUACAUGUUAUUAUUUCAUCUUUUCGCUCUAAUGCAGAAAUGAAGCAGUUGCUAAAAGUACUAAAGGAGAACAAAAGAGCCCUCGGAUGGAGCAUAGCAGACAUAAAAGGAAUCAGCCCUACAUUCUGCACUCACAAAAUAUUGUUGCAGGAAGGCUACAGCAGCACUGUGCAGCCUCAAAGAAGGCUGAAUCCUACGAUGAAAGAAGUUGUCAAGAAAGAAGGAGGAGUCACAGUUGUGAAGAAUGAGAAAAAUGAGCUUAUACCAACUAGAACUGUGACCGGAUGGAGAAUAUGUCAGGAUUAUAGGAAGCUUAAUGAUGCUACAAGAAAGGACCACUUCCCCUUGCCAUUCAUUGACCAAAUGUUGGACAGACUAGCAGGGAAGGAGUUCUAUUGCUUCUUAUAUGGAUAUUCGGGCUACAACCAGAUUGCUGUAGCACCAGAAGAUCAAGACAAGACCACAUUUACUUGCCCGUAUAGAACCUUUGCCUUUAGAAGGAUGCCAUUUGGAUUAUGUAAUGCACCAGCAACCUUCCAAAGGUGUAUGAUGGCAAUAUUCACAGAUAUGGUGGAGAAUUUUGUGGAAAUAUUCAUGGAUGAUUUCUCGGUCUUUGGAGAAUCAUUUGAGUCUUGUCUUAAGAAUUUAUCAGAGAACACCUCAUUCAUAAUUGAUGAUCAAUGCAAGGCAGCAUUUGAAGAAUUGAAGCAGAAGCUUGUUACAGCACCCAUAAUUGUUGCACCCGAUUGGACUUCACCAUUUGAAAUCAUGUGUGAUGCUAGUGAAUGUGCCAUUGGAGCAGUGCUUGGUCAAAGAAAGAAUAAGAUGUUCCAUUCUAUAUAUUAUGCUAGCAAAACACUUACAGGGGCACAAUUUAAUUAUACAGUCACUGAAAAAGAACUUUUAUCUGUUGUUUUUGCAUUUGAAAAAUUUAGAUCUUAUUUGUUUGGUGCUAAAGUGACUGUUUUUACUGACCAUGCAGCCAUCAAAUAUUUGGUAGACAAAAAGGAUUCAAAGCCAAGAUCGAUACGGUGGAUUCUUUUACUUCAAGAGUUUGAUUUGGAGAUUAAAGAUAAAAAAGGCACAGAGAACCAAGUUGCAGACCACUAUCAAGGCUGCAUGAUGGAAGAUGAACAGCUGUUUGCUAUUGACUAUGCUAUAGCACCAUGGUACACUGAUAUAGCAAACUUUCUGGUGAGUGGAAUAAUGCCAAAUCAUAAGAACUCACAGCAAAGAAAGAGGUUCAUCCAUGACUGUAAGUACUAUCUCUGGGAUGAACCAUACUUAUUUAAAAGAUGCCCAGAUCAAAUUUUAAGAAGAUGUGUGCCAGAAGAGGAGAUGCAAUCUAUACUUGAACAUUGUCACUCAUCUCCCUAUGGUGGCCACUAUGCUGGAGUCAGAACAGCAACAAAAGUGCUGCAAUCAG